AUGAAUCUCGAUACUUCGUCUUUUCGACGGUCUUUAGACGAAGAACAUAGCCAAAAUGAGGAUUCCGACUUUGAACCGUUUCCCACUAGUAUGAAUCCUGAAAAUGCAAACCAUAAGGAUUUGACAGAAAAGCAAAGCAGGGAUUCUUUGCAAGAGACGAAUGAGACAAAUACUGCUUCUCCCGUAGAUGAGUUUCAACCUUUCGAAACGGACGAGCCGAAUGCAAUGGAGGGAGAAGCAAACCAUAAGGACAGUCCAACAGGAGAGAACGAACUACCAAGCUUAACUUAUGAAGCAGAAGAACAUAUAUUAGAGGAAAGUAAUGAUUUUGAUGAUUUUGGCGAAUUCGGCGAAGUGGAGAUAGAGGCUCCUAUUGCGACUUUCGAGGGAGAUCAUUGGUUUGAGAAUUUUGAAGCUUCUGUUCACGCUUUGUUUGGUCCUCCUAAAGACCCCGAACCUCUUCCCGAAUCACCUCUUGAUCUCGCAAGGAUCUUAUCGUUAUGGGAUAAACUCAUUGAAAUGCCCGUCCUUCAACGGCCCGACUGGUUACGCUCCAGCAUUCGACAUAUCUUUUUGGUCUCUAUGGGGCUGCCAGUUGAUUUGGACGAGUUGUUACCAACACAAUCGAACUUUCCGGCUUCUUCUACUUCUUCUUCUUUCAAAAAUAUCCUUAAAAUCUCGACUUCUACUACGCAGUUAGAAAACGAGCCCUCAUUCAAUUACACAGUUGCUCGACGUCUAUGUUGUACUACCCAGGAAGUACUUGCAUCUCGAUCUCCCGAUGCUCUAGUCGAGCAUAUAGAAAUGUUGAAGCAAUACGUUUCAGAGGCCACUGCUCUAGCACAGUACUGGACUGAUAAGCGCGACUCAUCGUUGAAUGAUAAAUUACUUUAUGAAACAGUGGUAGAUGAUCUUGUGCAGCUUAGUAAACGCUUACGAAAGUCCGCUCGUUAA
Molecule: messenger RNA, 954 nt
Organism: Schizosaccharomyces osmophilus
Lineage: Eukaryota; Fungi; Ascomycota; Schizosaccharomycetes; Schizosaccharomycetales; Schizosaccharomycetaceae
Product: DUF5102 family conserved fungal protein, associated with clathrin coated vesicle
Exons: 1
Coding region: 1-954 (317 amino acids)
Source: RefSeq, a predicted model, not a curated record